This is a messenger RNA of Scutellospora calospora, 1014 nucleotides long. The record is from the annotation of a GenBank genome assembly. Lineage: Eukaryota; Fungi; Glomeromycota; Glomeromycetes; Diversisporales; Gigasporaceae.
AUGCUUUCUAAUGUUGAAGAUCCAUUACCAGUGCAACUAAUUAUCCAAGGCAUACAUAGAACAGCUGUUCUCAUAAUACUGGAUUCCAAAUUUACAAGAAUUAACCUUAGCCUUCAAACUCGUGAUAAAAUAAUAGCUGCACAUCGUGCACAUCAUGAUACAGAAGUAGAAAUUACUAUGAAAAUAUUAGCACCACACAAUAAUACAAAUGAAGCUCAUCUUACACAUCUACACAAGACAAAUGAUAUUCAAUUGCGUGAGAAUAUUGGUCCAUGGACUGUUUUGGAUCAAUUGGUUACUACAACUUUAAAAGAGCAAGGCAAGAUGCUUUACUAUCAACAUGGUAAUAUUUUAGCUCCUGAAAAUAGCUCUGAACGAUAUUAUCAAUUAACAGUGAGCGAUGAGAUGUGGCUUAAACAAGGCUGUAAUUAUGGUCAGUUUUGUUUCGGGAUAGAUGGAAAAUAUGACUUGAAUAAUGAAAAGGCACCUGUACUUGCUAUAGUCAUUAAAGAUCAAGCUGGAUAUGGAUCUCCCCUAGUAUUUGGACUUAGCGAUAAAGAGAACUAUCACAUAAUACGAAUAGUAGUGCAAGCUGUAAAAGUAAACAUUCCAUGUAAUAACUCUACCUGUAUGUAUCAUUAUCAAUAUACUAACUUACCAAAUGGAAUGGGGUUUCAACAUCAAGUUGAGUGUAUCUCUAACUGGAAUCCAUUGGAUAUGAUAGAUAAGCAUCGACCUACUAAACUUGCAUUACAGAAUCUUACUCGUGGUACAAUUCUUUGCUGGUUUCAUAUUAUAGCUAUUUUAGGUGAACAUUUGAAAAUGUGGAAGAUUUGUGAUGGAUGGAGAAAAAGCUUUAUCAAUGGAGGACAAAUACCACAAAUAAAUAAUCCAAUUAAUUCAAAGCCAAUGAUGACAAACAAUCUUACAGAGCAGAUGCAUAAGACUGUAGAAGCACGAAGUAGUGGAAUCCAAACUGUUGUGAAGUUUAUUGAAUGUCUAUAUGGUGUUAAA